UCGCCACUUCUGAUUCAGCCUUAUCGUCAGCUUCGCUUGUGCCGUACGCUCAAGGACCGCAAGGGUCGAUAGUAAGUCAGCAGCCAUCAGCAGUUUGUAAUUUUUCGAGAGUCAGAUUUCCGAAUUGAUUUAACGGCGUUUAGGAGUUAUUCACAUUUCUCAGUGCGUUUGUAAUAUCGUUCGGAUACUCUUUUUCGAAACAGACAUCUUCUGCUGUCUUACCCCGGUUAUCACGAAAAAAAGACUGCAAGUCUUUUGUCUCCGAUAGCCAUCCCCGUGUGUCGCAAGCAUCUCAACAGCCGUCCUGGAGUUUGGAGCCUUUGGCCUUUACCAACAUUCUUAUCUUUUUUCGACCAGCAAGUCCAAUCAACCGCCUAUCAAGAUGAUGGCCGUAGCAGCUGCCCAGAAGAACCGCGAAAUGUUCGCCAUCAAGAAGUCAUACAGCAUCGAAAAUGGAUAUCCAGCACGCCGACGCUCCUUGGUCGAUGACGCGCGUUUUGAAACGCUUGUAGUGAAGCAGACCAAACAAAGUGUUUUGGAAGAAGCCAGGCAAAGGUCCAAUGAUUCUCAAGUUGAGAGCAUUACCACACCUGCCGUUCAGUUCACUUCCGCUCAACAACCACAGAAACAAGAAGAGAAACCAAAAAUCGAAGAAAUAAAGACUGCCGAACCUGUUAUUACAGAGGAGCCACGAUCUCAAACCGUCGUCCCCGAAGUUGUUCCUCAACCUGAACCCGAGAAGGUUGCUGAAGAGCCAAAGGAAACCACCACACCUAACAACGAUGCCGGUCUCACAGAAGAAGAAGUUAUCCUGGCCAAUGCAGCCAGCGAAAGCAAGGAGGCCGAGCAGGCCGUGCAAAGGGCCAACCUGGUCCUGCGCAUGCGCGAAGGCAUGGGCUCCCUGGCAAGAAUCCUCAAGACCAUCGAGAACUUCAAGGGCACCGUCGUCCAUCUGGAGACGAGGCCGUCCAAGGCCGAGGGCAUGAACUUCGACAUCCUCGUCCGCCUGGACAUGUCUCGCCAGAACCUGCUGCUCCUCAUCAGGAGCCUGCGCCAGAGCGCCUCCCUCGGAGAGGUCACCCUCCUUGCUGAUAACUCCGUCUCUGUCAAGGAUCCGUGGUUCCCAAGACACGCCCGCGAACUAGACAACUGCAACCACUUGAUGACCAAGUACGAGCCUGACCUGGACAUGAACCACCCUGGUUUCUCUGACCAGGCCUACCGUCAGCGCAGGAAGUACAUAGCCGAGAUCGCGUUCGCCUACAAGUACGGCGACCCCAUCCCACGCAUCGACUACACCGAGACUGAGACCGCCACCUGGACAUCGGUCUUCAACACCGUCUACGAACUCAUGCCAAAGCACUUCUGCAGCGAAUACCAAAAAGUCUUCAAGAUGCUUCAGGACGACGGCAUCUUCAGACCUGAUGCUAUUCCCCAGCUAGAGGACAUGUCCGCUUUCCUCAGGAAACACACCGGAUUCACACUGAGACCAGCUGCUGGACUUCUCACUGCCAGAGACUUCCUCGCAUCAUUGGCCUUCAGAGUGUUCCAGAGCACACAGUAUGUCCGUCACUUCAAGACUCCCUUCCACACCGUUGAACCUGAUUGCAUCCACGAGCUGCUCGGACACAUGCCUCUGCUGGCUGACACCAACUUCGCUCAGUUCUCGCAGGAGAUCGGUCUGGCGUCGCUGGGUGCCUCCGACGAGGAGAUCGAGAAGCUGUCCACCGUCUACUGGUUCACCGUUGAGUUCGGUCUGUGCAAGGAGCAAGGUCAGGUGAAGGCCUACGGCGCCGGCCUCUUGUCCAGCUACGGCGAGCUGCUGCACGCCAUCUCCGACAAACCAGAGCACCGUCCCUUUGAGCCCUCGCUCACCGCCAUCCAGCCCUACCAGGACCAGGAGUACCAGCCCAUCUACUACGUCGCCGAGAGCUUCGAGGAUGCCAAGGAGAAGUUCAGACGCUGGGUCGCCACCAUGAGCCGACCUUUCGAGGUCAGGUACAACCCUCACACACAACAGGUCGAGAUGCUUGACUCUGUUGAGAGGCUCGAGAACCUCAUGUCACAGCUCAACCUCGAGAUGCUCCACCUCAACACGGCCCUCACCAAGCUGAGGACGGCCUCCGGCUGAACUCUCCUCCAGGAUCAUCGUCUCCAUCAUCAUCACCUGUAAAAACUCAUCUUCAUCAUCAUCAUCGUUGUACCGUCGCUCGUUCCUGCCUUGCCCUUCUCCGUCACCCCCUCUAUCGUACAAGUCAUGUAGUGUAGGACCUACUGGAAGCUGUGCAAGUUCGAUAGCACGCCCUCAGACUCCGCCCUUCCCUCUGAUGACGUGUCAUCGAUUCAAAAUCAACACGGUCAAAGAGAACUGAUCCAAAACCUUUUGUUUUGAUUCAACAUUAUAAAACUUCCAAUUUAUCGAUCUUAUUGUCUAGUCCCUCACUGGUCAAAGUCGUGAGUUUUAAUUUUUAUAAUAUUAACUUGUGAUCUAAUCAAAAGAUCUUGGAUUUUUUCGUCUUCCAUUUUAUCCAACUUGUUACCAGAAUUAUGGAAGACGAAACGGUUCCCUUCUAUCGUUAAACCAAAAAUUUCAUGUGUUUGUAGAUCCUCGAUUGCGUUUUGUUGAUGUUCGCUAUGUACAUAAUUUAUGUAACCAAUUUAUAUGUAACCUGUUGUAAGUUCAAGUAUAAACUUCCGUAUACUUGUGUAUAGUCUGCCGGUUACAGUAAAUUAGUCUCCCCAAGAUGAAUCUCAUCUUGGAAGGGACUUCAAAGAAUUUGUCCUGUUAUAUUUGUGAUGUGAUUCCAUGCAUCAGAAGGAACAUAGUUCCUUAGAAAUUUCUGAUUCGACUUUAAUUCUAGAGAGUAUAUAAUAGUAUUAAGGGCUUGUUACGCACGUUAGGCCAUUAUUUUUAUAUACUUUUCUAUUAUUUUUACGUUUUAUAUUAUUUCUUCGAUUUUUAAUGUAUGUUUCUCAAUUUAUAGUGCACAUUUGUAGAAUUAUUAGUUUCUAAAUUUUUAUUUUUAUCACAAGUUCCUCAACAAUACGAUAAGGGAUGCAAGGGUAUUAUAUUUUCUCAUUGAAAAAAUCACCGCUUGGUUACAUCGAGAUUAUUUAUGACUAUUGUUAAGUUCAUCAUCUCCAUGACUAAACCUUGAUAUUUCGACUAAUAAUAUUGAUGUUCUAGAAAAUUGUAGCCUGUAUAGUUUUAUUUAUUCUGUCAAUCCGAUUAGAGUUAGUAGGAAAAGUUAAAUUAUUAUUUAAACCUUUAAAGAAAAUAAAUGUUAAGAUAAGAAAUUAUCAACAAAAUCUAUUAAAUUAUUUUAUCGUGAAAAUGAUUGAAAAUACCCAAAAUACACUUGUGAAGUGUUCAUUGAUUGUAUUAAAGUUGUGAGAACAAUAAAAUAUGAUUAAACCCUCUCUAAA
Messenger RNA from Nilaparvata lugens (brown planthopper), 3426 nucleotides. It is a transcript of the gene ple, whose product is annotated as tyrosine 3-monooxygenase. The record is from RefSeq and is a predicted model, not a curated record. The coding region runs from base 383 to 2131 and encodes 582 amino acids. The transcript has 9 exons. Gene Ontology annotation, molecular function: tyrosine 3-monooxygenase activity; iron ion binding. Lineage: Eukaryota; Metazoa; Arthropoda; Insecta; Hemiptera; Delphacidae. Gene Ontology annotation, cellular component: perikaryon; cytoplasm; axon. Gene Ontology annotation, biological process: dopamine biosynthetic process from tyrosine.